This is a messenger RNA of Rotaria socialis, 600 nucleotides long. Lineage: Eukaryota; Metazoa; Rotifera; Eurotatoria; Philodinida; Philodinidae. The record is from the annotation of a GenBank genome assembly.
AUGUUUGGAUUAGAAAUAAAUAAAUUAGCUGAUUUACUUAAACAUUCUGAUCCGAAUCGAGCUGAUUCUGAUAGCGAUGAGGAUCAGCCAAAGAAAAAUCCAACAGCUCAUUUAACUCCUGCGAGUAUGGUUUCACAAGCUCAAACAACUUCUAAAACUAUUGAGAAUACAACUUCCGAUACUCCAAAAAAACCUUCAAAUGUUAAAUCAAAAGAUAUUUGGCAACUCGAUGAAGUGCCUGAUAGUAAUGUGCAGGUUGCUGAUGAAGUAGACAAACGACCACAACCAGAAUAUGAAAUGCAUUAUAAACAACGAAUCACAACAGAAGAUGUCUUUCUUCAAAUGGGUAAUAAAAACCCAUCAUCGGCUAGUUGUGAAGAUCUUGCGGUUAAUAUUCAAUUGCCCGAUACAAAAUUGAGUGAUAUUGUUUUGGAUAUAACAAAAUCAUUUCUUGACUGCCGUUGUCCAAAAUAUCGUCUGGCAUUAUCAUUGCCGCAUCCUGUUGAUCCUGAUAAUUCUCAAGCAAAAUGGGAUAAAGAUAAAUGUUUACUUCAAAUCACAUUAAAACUUGUUCGAGAAUAUGAUGAUUUCAAUUUUUAA